AUGGAGCUGGCUAGAAGCAUGGCUUUCUUCGCUCUGCUGGUCCUCUCCCUGUGGAGCUUCCUGCCAGCGUCCGGAAGCAACGACGCCCUGGACUGCUGCCUGAGAACGAGCCAAGUCCCCAUCCCCCGCAAAAUCGUGCUGGACUACGCGGUGCAGCGGAUCCACGACGGCUGCCCCAUCCACGCCGUGGUGUUUAUCACCAUGAGGGGCAAGCAGCUCUGUGCCCCUCCCCAUGCCCACUGGGUGCGGCGUCUGAAAGACAGGCUGGACAGUGUGUACCAGAGCAAGGACAACCUCUGGAGCAAGUAG
Messenger RNA from Emys orbicularis (European pond turtle), 309 nucleotides. Its product is annotated as C-C motif chemokine 19-like. Gene Ontology annotation, biological process: immune response. Lineage: Eukaryota; Metazoa; Chordata; Testudines; Emydidae. The coding region runs from base 1 to 309 and encodes 102 amino acids. The record is from RefSeq and is a predicted model, not a curated record. Gene Ontology annotation, molecular function: chemokine activity. Gene Ontology annotation, cellular component: extracellular region. The transcript is spliced from 4 exons.